Messenger RNA from Gastrolobium bilobum, 1858 nucleotides. RefSeq names its product glutamate--glyoxylate aminotransferase 2. Gene Ontology annotation, molecular function: L-alanine:2-oxoglutarate transaminase activity; L-alanine:glyoxylate transaminase activity; pyridoxal phosphate binding. Gene Ontology annotation, biological process: photorespiration; biosynthetic process. The coding region runs from base 239 to 1684 and encodes 481 amino acids. Lineage: Eukaryota; Viridiplantae; Streptophyta; Magnoliopsida; Fabales; Fabaceae. The record is from RefSeq and is a predicted model, not a curated record. The transcript is spliced from 14 exons.
CCACAUAAAAUACACUUUUUCAUUGGAACAAAAACUCACUCUCUUGUCAGACACGUAUAACUUUGUAAACUACUUUGUUGUUUCCCACUGAGCACUUCAAUCACGCGAAGGUGGUCGCUUGACUCGAUUGCAAGGGAGUCCACAACACAACACACCAAUUCCAUAGCUGGUUUAAUUUUUUGGUAGCUUUUGGAUUUUUCUUAUUCAGUGACAUCUGCCAGAAGUUUUCUGCUUCACCAUGCCACCGAAGCCCUUAGACUAUGUGUCAAUAAAUGAAAAUGUGAAGAAGGCUCAAUAUGCUGUUAGAGGUGAAUUAUACCUUCGAGCUUCUGAGCUUCAGAAGGAGGGCAAAAAGAUUAUAUUCACUAAUGUCGGCAACCCACAAGCUUUGGGACAGAAACCACUGACCUUCCCUCGCCAGGUUGUUGCUUUGUGCCAGGCUCCAUUCCUACUCGAUGAUCCUAAUGUUGGACUGCUAUUCCCUGCUGAUGCAAUUGCAAGAGCUAAACACUAUCUCUCAUUGACCUCGGGUGGUUUAGGUGCUUAUAGUGACUCCCGAGGCCUUCCAGGAGUGAGGAAGGAAGUGGCAGAGUACAUACUCAGGCGUGAUGGUUAUCCAAGUGAUCCAGAGCUCAUAUAUCUCACUGAUGGUGCCAGCAAGGCUGUGAUGCAGAUCUUAAAUACUAUCAUCAGAGGUCAAGGAGAUGGGAUUUUGGUUCCAGUGCCACAAUACCCACUCUACUCAGCAACAAUUGCUCUUCUUGGUGGUACUCUUGUGCCAUACUACCUUGAAGAGACGGCAAAUUGGGGUCUUGAUAUUAAAGAUCUUCGUCAAUCAAUUGCACAGGCUCGCUAUAAAGGAAUAACUGUUAAAGCAAUGGUGAUCAUAAAUCCUGGAAACCCUACUGGUCAGUGCCUUAGUGAAGCUAAUCUAAGAGAUAUUUUGCGAUUUUGUUAUGAAGAAAAUUUAGUCUUGCUUGGAGAUGAAGUUUACCAGCAGAAUAUAUAUCAGGAUGAACGACCCUUCCUUAGUUCUAAAAAGGUUUUGAUGGACUUGGGGCCACCCAUAAGCAAGGAACUCCAGCUUGUUUGUUUUCACUCAGUGUCAAAAGGGUUUUUUGGUGAAUGUGGACAGCGGGGCGGAUAUUUUGAAAUGACCAACAUUCCUCCAGAGACAGUUGAUGAGAUCUAUAAGGUUGCAUCAAUAUCACUUAGUCCAAAUGUUCCAGCACAAAUAUUUAUGGGACUUAUGGUCAAUCCACUCAAACCUGGAGAUAUUUCGUAUGACCAAUAUUUUAGGGAAAGCAAAGGAAUAAUUGAAUCACUGAGGAGAAGAGCAAGGAUAAUGACUGAUGGAUUCAACAGUUGCAGAAAUGUUGUUUGUAAUUUUACAGAAGGAGCCAUGUAUUCAUUCCCUCAAAUAAGAUUGCCACCAAGAGCUAUAGAGGCUGCUAAACAGGCUGGAAAGGUCCCAGAUGUUUUCUACUGUCUCAAGCUUUUGGAAGCCACUGGCAUAUCCACUGUUCCUGGUUCAGGAUUUGGACAGAAAGAAGGGGUCUUCCAUUUGAGGACAACAAUUUUACCACUUGAGGAAGACAUGCCUGCUAUCAUGGAUAGUUUCAAAAAGUUCAAUGAUGAGUUCAUGGAGCAAUACGAAGACCAUAGAGGUUAUUCAAGGUUGUAAGAUAAUCGUCAUAGAAGUUACAUUAUGCUCAUGCGCUUCUGUAAGCAGUUCAAUCCAUCCCUUCUAAAACACAACCUCCGUUAUACGAGGCUUCUACUUGUCCUCCAUUGGAGAUAAUUCUUAAACCUUAUAUUUUCUUAUAUAUCAUCUCUAAAACUGACAAUCUUUCAUGUA